GGGGGCCUGGGCAGGUUCUCGGGCUGUGUGUAUGGGGGACGGGGGCAUGAGGCUGUCCAUGUAGUGUCUAUAAUUCUCCCACCCAACCCCACCCAUGACAAUAUGGACCUUUCAGAGCAGAGACACCACCAUGAUCCCCUGCACAAGGGGAGGCAAAGGGAAGGGAUCGGGGGAUGGGUGCAUCUGUGCCCCCUGGUCCAGCUCCACAUAACACCAGGCAUCCCCUCCCGACAGCAGGGAGCACUGGGAGGGGGGUGGGGUCUAGUGGUUGGAGCAGGGACGCCUGGGAGUCAGGACUCCUGGGUUCUCUCCUGGCUCUGGGAUGGUAGUACGUCUAGUGGUUAGAGCGGGGGGGGGGGAGGAGGGGGAGAUCUGGGAGCCAGGACUCCUGGGUUCUAUGCCUGGCUCUGCUGUGUCAUUUCUCCUCUGUUGCUGCACAGUCAUAGCUCCCAGCUAUAGGGUGUCACAGAGGCUGCCACAUCCCCUUCGUGUGGUCACAGAUUCACCGGCGGGCUUCUCAGAAACCCUCCUGCCGCAGUUGCUGUGAUCGGGGCCCAUGGUUUGUCUUCCCACCCUGCUCACAGCUGGGCCACCCUGAGAAAGAUCAAAAGACCAUGUUCCCACCCACCACCCAGAGCAGUUGCUGUCACACACGGCCCCCAGCACAGAGACACGGGCAGGGAGCUGAGCGAUGAUGGGCCCAGAUGAGUAAGAGCCCCAGAUGUGCCCAGCUGUGAGCCAGCACCCGGAGCAACCCUGGAUCCUGCAGGACGCAUCCCCACACCGGGGUCUUCUCUGUCCAUCAUCCGUCCAGCUGUGCAGGCACCCAGUUGCUGGGCUGACGCACGGCCUGUCUUUCCCCACAGCCUGUGAGGUCAGCUGUGGUUGAACAGAGUCUGAACCUGCUACUCAGAUGAGUGCGUAUACGUGACCUGCAGGUUUCCUGCUGGGUCUAUAAAUCACCUAGGACUGAGGCAGAUGCACCAUCCCCUUCCCCAGAUGGCUCUGAUAAUGCAGUUUCUUCUCCUGCUCCCCAUGGCUUUUUUCCUGCCUCCUGGGGCUCUGGCUGGGUGGAUCACUGGGGGAAAGGAAGCCCGGUCUCACUCCAAACCCUACAUGGCUUUCCUCAACAUCAGCAUGAAGCAUAGGCACAAAAGGUGUGGAGGAUUCCUGAUCCAAAAGGACUUUGUGCUGACGGCUGCGCACUGUGACCUAGGAAAAAUCGUGGUGUAUCUGGGAGCUCACAAUGUGACCAAGCGGGAGCGGAGCCAGCAACGCCUGGCCGUCCGAAGGAAAAUCCCCCACCCGAAAUACAACAAGAAGACAUGGGAGAAUGAUCUCAUGUUACUCAAGCUGAAGGGCAAAGCAAAGCUGACAAAGGCUGUGCAGCUCAUCCCCCUGCCCGAGGACGGUGAAGAGGUGAUGCCAAGAGACAUCUGCAACGUAGCGGGCUGGGGGAAUACCCGGGCCAGGGGGUUUUCCCUGCCAAGCACGCUGCAGGAGGUCAACUUGAAGGUGCUAGAGGCGGACAGGUGCACGCGCUACCCCCGUUUCGUCCCCAACUCCAUGAUCUGCGUGGGCGACCCCAGGGAAGUCGAGAAAUCAUCCUUUCAGGGCGAUUCCGGGGGCCCUCUGGUCUGUGACGGGACAGCCCAGGGCAUCGUCUCUUUUGGCAAAGAUGACGGGUCCCCCCCCAGGGUGUUCACCAGGGUCUCGGCGUACGUCCCCUGGAUCAAGAAAACAAUGAGAAAGCUGUAGGAUUAACCUUAGACAAGCACCUUCUUUGCUCUCUGCCUCAGUUUCCCAGCUGUAAAAGGAGUGUUACAAUCCUCACUUAGCUCCCAAGUGAUAAAUCCAUACAGCUAUGUAUGGAGCCCAGUUACUAUGGUGAUGGGCUCAUGGUAAAGCCAAUCAAUAAAUAGUGUCUUCUUGGUG
This is a messenger RNA of Trachemys scripta elegans, 1935 nucleotides long. RefSeq names its product mast cell protease 1A-like. Lineage: Eukaryota; Metazoa; Chordata; Testudines; Emydidae. Gene Ontology annotation, molecular function: serine-type endopeptidase activity. Gene Ontology annotation, cellular component: intracellular membrane-bounded organelle; cytoplasm. Bases 979 to 1758 code for a protein of 259 amino acids. Gene Ontology annotation, biological process: proteolysis. The transcript is spliced from 5 exons. The record is from RefSeq and is a predicted model, not a curated record.